AUGCAAAAUAAUAAUAAUAACAAAAUUAUAGGAGAAAAGAUACCAACAUCAUCCUCAUCCACAUCUCCAAAUAAUAAAAUAACUACAACACCUCACAUAAAUAGUAUAUAUCCACCAUCGGUCAAACCUAGUAUCUCAAAUAAUAGUAAUAAUGAUAAUAUAAUAAAAGAAAAUCAAGAAACAAAUAAUAAUGAAUUAAAAGAAAAUAAUAGUAAAAAUAAUAAUUUUAGUAAUAAUAAUAAUAAUAAUGAACUAGAAAAAGAAAGUAAAUUAAAAGAAAAAUUAAACGGAAUUAAUAAUUUACCACAACCAAAAAGAGAUGAAUUGUAUUGGUGCUGGACACUAAAAGAGUAUAUUAGACUGGGCCAUAUCAAAAGUUUAUUUAGAAUUUUAAAAAUUAUAGAGUUUCAAAGCCCAUAUUUUUAUAUAAAUGAUUUUUUAUUAGAAUCUCCAAAAACACAACCAUCAUCCAAUAAUAAUAGUAAUAAUAGUACCAAGUUUGUUUAUCAAUUUAAUUCUAAACCAGUUUUAGAUAAAAGAAGAUUAUCAUUCCCAUAUUUAUACAUUCCAAAUUUAUUAAGACAAAGAAGUGACUUACUACAAUGCUUUAAUAAAUCAUUAUCAAUUAGUAAUAUAUUAUAUACUUUAAGUUCAGGUAACAUUGACUCAUUGGUAUUGCCAAAUUAUUUACCAAUACCAAAAUCAUUACCAAUUGUACCAUAUUUAUUAAUAAUAGUUUAUUUUAAACUAUGUUUAUCAAAAGGAGAGAAUGCAAGAUCCAUUAUAGACUCUUUGUUAGAAUGCAGGCAAAAAAUCCACAUGUUACCAAGUUAUGAAUAUUCAGAUUUACCACCUGUCGAAAUUUUAUUAGAUAAUAUUAUGCAUGUUACUUUAAGAUUCAUAGAUUGGAAUUAUGAAAACCCAAUGAAACUUAUACCAACAGAAGUCUAUUUUAACGAGGUUUUCGAAGUAGUUUAUUUAAAUGGCCGUGAUUUCUUAACUUCAAGUAGUGGCAGCCAACAAAUUCAACCACAACAGCAACAACCACCACAACUAACAGCUGAACAACAACGUAUCCAAAUAAUUCAACAAUUACAAAAAUCUCAAGCAAAAAUAAGUCAACAGCAAUUACAACAAUUACAACAACUAACACCACAACAGCAAAUUCAGCAAUUACAAAGCCUUCAACAACAGCAACAAAAAAUACAGCAACAACAACAACAACAACAACAACAAACACCACCAAAUACCCCAAUGGCACCAAUGGUUAAGCAAGAAAGACUUCAAAAGAAUUUAUUAAAUAAUGGUUCAAUUUUAUCAAUGUUAACUAUACCAAGUGAUGAACAAAAAUUCAAAAUGAUUGAUAUUUAUUUGGCAGAUAGCAGAAAAAUUGUAUUCUUAAAUAUAGGCUCAUUGGCAUCAAUUCAAAAGAGGGGAAAUAUUAAAUUAUCUACAUGGUCCGAAGAAAAUAUAAACACCUUAAUAAAUUGUUGUAGAUUUUAUUUAGAUAUAAUAAGCAAUAAUAUUAAAGGCUCUGUUGGUGUACAGAUUAAUGGUGGCCGUCCUCAAGCAAAUAUUGAAGCCUCAACUCAAGAUGAUACAAUGACAAUUUUAGAUUGCUGUAUGAGAUUGGCAUUUUCAUGGGCAACUAUUUGUUCAGGUAUACUACCAAACACAUCAGAAAAGUAUACCGAUCUAGAAUCAUGUUGGUGGAAUAUCGAGCCAGAGAGACUACAAUCAGUUUUAAGGGAUUGGAUUGGGGUAAUCAAGAGAAUAUUAAUUGAAAUUAAAACACCAAAUUCAGAUAAACUUCAUUUGGUAUGUUUGGUAUGGUUAGCUUCUACAAUAUCGUUGUUUGACGAAGAUGACGAACAAUAUAAAAUUCAACAGCAGUCACAACAACAACCACCAUUCCAGCAUCCAAAUCAACUACAAUUAGAUACAAGCUAUUCAUUAUAUAUCAAAACCAUUAAAAUGUACCCAGACUUAUUGAAUGAAUUUACCAAAUCAUCAUUAAUAAUAACAUCAUUGGGAUUCGCAUUAAUCGGUGUUCAAACAUUAGAACAGACCUCAGAAUUGAUCCAAAUUUUAGUUACACUAUGGGAAAAACAUUCACAAAUUCCAUCAAUCGAAAAUGCAUGCUUAGUAUUCAAAACUAUACAAAAUGUUAUAAACACUAAAUUCAAACAAGAAAAUUUCUCGAACAUCGAAGAGUUAACAAUGGCAUUGAUAGCAUGGAUUCGUUGUCUUUCAGAUGAAAUUUAUAGCUUAUUUUAUAGUUCAAAUACAAAUUCAAGAUUCCUUUGCAUGUUUAUUGGUUCAUCGCUAAUUCAUUCUAUUAAAAGAAAUAAACGUAGCUCAUUAAUUCCAGAAUAUGAAAAAAAAGAAGUCAUUGGCAAAAUUCAAGAGUUAUUUUAUACUUUAGUUAAUCAACAUACUUUUCUUUUAAAACCUUUUAAAAUUGGUUUAGCAACUGCCUACUCUCUUAGCUCAAUCGAUCCAUUCACCGAUAAGCAGGCAAACCAAUCAAUUCUAAUGAUUGUCCUAGAAGUUUUAUUAGAUGAAAUUUUAUUAAUUAAUAGUUCAUUGGUAAAUUGGUUAGAAAAGCCAAACGAAAUCAAUGCUGUAAUAAUUAAAAAGAUCGAAUCCCAUAAAACCACACCAUUGUUUUUAGGAAUACCACCAUUUAUUCAAACUAUUAGUUCACUUGUAAAUAAUCUACGUGAUAAUGAUAACAAUAAACUGGUAUUAUUAAAACUAUGUGAUUUUACAUACGCUUUAAAUGAAAAGUGGACCAAUUAUGUAAAUGAAAUAUCACCACCAAUUCCAAAAUCAAUGUUAAGAAAAGCGUUAGAUCCAACUUUUCAAGCAAUUUUCCAAUCAUUAUCAUUACUAUUUUUCGAAAUUUCUCCAGCUUUGACCCCAAUGGACAGUGUUACCGGCAUUGACCUUUUCUGUAAAUUAACAUUCCUUAGUACCGAUGAAGAGAUUCAAACCAUCAACAAAGCAGUUAGAGCAUUAGCAAAGAAUGUACUUACCUCCGAAUGUGCAAUAAUUAGAGUUAUCGAUAAGAUGCCAUUGUAUUAUCAAGUAUUAAAAGAUGAUAGAGUGGCCAUACUUCAAGUCGUAUUAUAUUUACAUGCACUAGAUAUUUUAAUACCAGGUGUCCCACAUAAUCUCAUAGUUGAACAUAUUGUACCAAAUAUAUUCGAAUACAUGGAGUAUCCAAAUAGUAGACUUAAUUCUUUAUCACACUCUGUAUUGGCUAAAAUAUUUAUGAUUCCAAAUUUCCAUCUAUCAAUUAAAAUGGUGCCAAUGUAUUUAAGAACUGCUUUAAAGACCUUCCCAAAAUUCACAAAGGUAUCAUCUUUAUAUGAAGUUUUGGUUGCAAUCAUUGAAAGUAAUCCACCAACCAAUCCAAUAGUAUUAUACUCAAUUAAAACUAUUGUACAAAAUACAAUUGAACAUAUGAACCAUACAGAUGGUUUAUUAGAAAGUAAUAAUAGAAUCAAUAAUAAUAAUGAUAAUAAUAAUAAUAAUAAUAAUAAUAAUACAACUAAAAAUAGUAAUAUAGGUAAUAUAAAUCACUCAUUUAAAAAACAAAAAGAUAUAAACCCAACAAAUAAUCAAUCAUUAAACAACUCUGCAAAAAGUUUGAUAAAGUUAUUAUAUUCACUAUUCUUAUAUUUAGAUAUUCAAAUAAUAGAUUUGGUUUUAGCAGAAAUUAAAAAAGUAAUUAUUAAAGCACCAAAUCAAAAAAUUCGUUUUGAAUUGUGUCAAGAAUUACUCACCGAGUUUACUGGUAAUUUAGAAAACAAUACUAAAAAGAAUAUGUGUGUAUCAUGGUACCUAGAUUUAAUUAAAGAAGUUGAAAAUUUAAAUUCCAAACCAAAUUUAGCCCCCAGCGAUAUUUAAUAAAAAAUAAAAAAUAAAUCAACAAUUUUUUAAUAAAUAAAACAGAAACAUUUUUUAUUUAUCU
This is a messenger RNA of Dictyostelium purpureum, 3979 nucleotides long. RefSeq lists its product as uncharacterized. Bases 1 to 3915 code for a protein of 1304 amino acids. The transcript has 3 exons. Lineage: Eukaryota; Evosea; Eumycetozoa; Dictyosteliales; Dictyosteliaceae. The record is from RefSeq and is a predicted model, not a curated record.